AUGGUUCGCGCGGUCCCGAUUUGGGCCAUCUGCCUUCUGCAGUUGAUCGGUAAGAGUGAACAGAGUCGUUGCGGCAGAACUGUUCUGAACUCUCCCCCUUUUCUGAACUCUCCCCCUUUUCUGGACUCUCCCCCUUUUCUGAACUCUCCCCCUUCUCUGAACUCUCCCCCUUUUCUGAACUCUCCCCCAAUCUGAACUCUUCCCUUUUCUGAACCUUCCCCCAAUCUGAACUCUUCCCUUAUCAGAACUCUCCCCCAAUCUGAACUCUCCCCCUUUUUGAAUACUCCCCUUUGAAUGAACCCUCCUCCUUUUUGAAUACUCGAGUGAAAAAGUGCACUCCCCCUAAUUUUGAAAAUUGAAAAAAUGAGGUGUGACAUGUUAUACGAUGAAAAGAUUUUUUCAAAUUGAAAAAAUGAGGUGUGACAUGUUAUACGAUGAAAAGUUUUUUUCAAAUUGAGAAAAAUGAGGUGUGACAUGUUAUACGAUGAAAACAUUUUUUCAAAUUGAGAAAAUGAGGUGUGACAUGUUAUACGAUGAAAAGAUUUUUUCAAAUUGAGAAAAUGAGCUGUGACAUGUUAUACGAUGAAAAGAUUUUUUCAAAUUGAGAAAAUGAGGUGUGACAUGUUAUACGAUGAAAAGAUUUUUUCAAAUUGAGAAAAUGAGGUGUGACAUGUUAUACGAUGAAAAGAUUUUUUCAAAUUGAGAAAAAUGAGGUGUGACAUGUUAUACGAUGAAAAGUUUUUUUUCAAAUUGAGAAAAAUGAGGUGUGACAUGUUAUACGAUGAAAAGUUUUUUUUUCAAAUUGAGAAAAAUGAGGUGUGGCAUGUUAUACGCUGGAAGUUUUUUUUCAAAUUGAAAAAUUAGGUGUGACAUGUUAUACGAUGAAAAGUGUUUUUUUCAAAUUGAGAAAAAUUAGGUGUGACAUGUUAUACGCUGGAAGUUCUUUUCAAAUUGAAAAAUUAGGUGUGACAUGUUAUAGGAUGAAAAGUUUUUUUCGAAUUGAGAAAGAUUAAGCGUGACAUGUUAUACGAUGAAAAGAUUUUUUCAAAUUGAAAAAAUGAGGUGUGACAUGUUAUACGAUGAAAAGUUUUUUUUCAAAUUGAGAAAAAUGAGGUGUGACAUGUUAUACGAUGAAAAGUUUUUUUCAAAUUGAAAAAAUGAGGUGUGACAUGUUAUACGAUGAAAAGUUUUUUUUCAAAUUGAGAAAAAUUAGGUGUGACAUGUUAUACGCUGGAAGUUUUUUUCAAAUUGAAAAAUUAGGUGUGACAUGUUAUAGGAUGAAAAGUUUUUUUCGAACUGAGAAAAAUGAAGUGUGACAUGUUAUACGAUGAAAAGAUUUUUUCAAAUUGAAAAAAUGAGGUGUGACAUGUUAUACGAUGAAGUUGUUUUUCAAAUUGAGAAAAAUGAGGUGUGACAUGCUAUACGCUGGAAUUUUUUUUUAAAUUGAAAAAUUAGUCUAGAUAUUAUUGAAGUGAGUACCAUGUAAAAUACUUUUUAAAUUUUGCGGCCCAGCCCCGGGCUUUGAUUUUCAGGACCGGGCUGGCCCGCCUUUAAAGAAAAUUCGGGGUUUUCGAGAAGCCUAAAAAGAAUAGCGAAUUUCGAGGAAAAUAACCCGAAAAAUUCGUGAAAGAUUACAUCAAAAAACCAAAAAAAAUGUGUUGUCUUCUUUUUCAAACAACAUUUUUCGUACAUUCUGUGCUUUUAUAAUAUAAUACAUAGUACAAAUUCAAAAAAAAAGUUAAAAAAAAUUUGUCCGAAAAACCUCGGAAAUCCACUUGAAGUUACAUCGACUUCAAAACUUGGACCACACGGCCAAAAAAAUCAAAUACGGAAAAAACAAUUUGCAUAAUUUGAAUUGCAGGGUUCGUAAAAACAGAUGACAACUUGGUCCGCCUUUAUCGAACGCUCCUCCGGAAUUACGAAAGUGAGGUCCGGCCGGCGCUAAACUACGUUCACCCGGUCAAUGUCACCUUUUCCUUUGCGUUAAUUCAGAUCAUUGAUGUGGUAAGUGAAAAAUUAAAAAAAAAAUUUUUUUUGGGACAAAAAAAUUUGAAAAAUUUAAAUUUUUUUUUGAAUAAAAUUUGAAAAAAUCGAAAAAUUAACACGAAUUUAAAUUAUUUUUUUCUAGGUUUUAGCUUGACGAAUCCACAUUACUUUCCCGACAGACUGAUAGUCAAUAAAACGCAUGAAAAAUCUUAUUUUUUCAGCCUUAUUUUUGCAUGAGAGAGCAACUUUUUGACUAAAAAACAGCUUUUUUAGCGCGAAAUUGGCAGAGAUACCGCCAAAAAGUGUCGUUCUCUCUGUUUCCACUCUCCGCAUUUCGUGUGCUCUCUCGGCCACAAAGAUCGUUGAAUAUCUCGGCCUGUUAUGCAAAGGGCGAGCUAAAAUUUCGAGGAAUUGAUAUGUGUUCUAGGCCCAAUAUUUGAACGAAAUUUAAGGAUCAUCAGAAAAUUUCACUUUGAGAAAUUCAAAAAAAAAAAAUAAAAAAAAAAAUAAAAAUUCGUUUUUUGUUGUAAAAUACGCCGUCUGCAACGCUUCCUAAUAAAUUUUCAUUUUUUUCAACUUCAGGACGAGCGAAAAGAAAUCAUGACCACGAACGCGUGGAUUCGACAGAGCUGGAUCGACUACAAAUUGAUUUGGAACCCGUUGGAGUUUGACAAUGUCACCACGAUUCACAUCCCCUUUGAUCGCAUCUGGAAGCCGGAUAUCAUGUGGGUUUAACAACAAAAUACUUUACAUUUACUUUUCUUUUAUUUAGACUGUACAACAACGCCGCUCCCGCAUAUGACAAGUCGGUGAUGUCGACGGAUGUGAUUGUCAGUUUCGAUGGGAACGUCUCGUGGACAAUGGCGGGGAUUUUUCAAUCCAGUUGUGGGUAGGUUAUCUAAUACGUGACAUACAGUGGCGGACCUGAUCCAGUGGCAAAAAAACGUACCAUUUUGCAUCCGGGAAGUAUCAAAAAAUGUAGCAAAAUGUCUCCUUCUCCAAUUAAAAAACUCCGUUUUGAAGACAUUUUCCCUCACAAAAAUACGGGCGAGUUUUUGAAAUCGAAGUUUUUCAUUUGGAAAGGGAGGUAUUUUGCUACAUUUUUUAUACUUCCCGGAUGCAAAAUGGUACGUUUUCUUUUUCUUUUUUUAGGUCCGUCGGGAAAAUAAUGAGCACUCUGUUGCAAUGAAAAUCGCAUCACCGCAGAGAAAAUGAAUUGUGUCGCGGAAAAGUCAAAUUGUUUUACACUUCAACGAUAUUGGCGCCGCGACAUUGCUUCAUUUUUUUCCCGACAGACUGAUAUUUGCUAUGCAAUUUUUUUAUCAGAACAAAAUAUACCCGUAUUUUACCCUCCACAUUUUUUUCAGAAUGGACGUCCGCUACUAUCCCUUCGACAGCCAAAGCUGCAUUCUCAAGUUCGCUUCUUGGGCCUACGAUGGGACCAAAAUCGAUAUUCUCCUCUCGUCGCAGCUCGGCGACGAAUCCAACUACAUGACCAGCACCGAAUGGCAUUUGAAGAGCAUUCGCGCGGAGAAGAACUCGAUCAUCUACAGCUGUUGUCCCGAGCCCUAUCCAUUCGUGGAUAUUUUCAUCACCAUCCAGCGCAGGCCCAUGUUUUAUGUGUUCAACCUGAUUUUGCCGUGCGUAAUGAUCAGCGGAAUCGCGUUGCUCGGGUUCUACAUGCCCUCCGGCGCUGGAGAGAAGGUUUCAUUGGGUAGGUGGAGGGAUUUGGGAGUAAUUGGGAUCAAUUUUUUAAUAGUAUCAAAAAAAUUCUGAGGACUGCAAAAGCCUUAAAAUUUGGCCUUUUUCAGAGAAAAAAUGGUCUAAUAUAGCGCCUUUUCAAAGUAAAAUCUUGCAAAAAUAAAUAUUUUUAUCAUCCUACAGCCUUGUAAUUACAAUUUCACAUCGAUUUCAAGGCUUGAAACAGAAUGCCAAAAUUGGCGGGAAAUUUGAAAUUAAAAAUUUUCACUGUAUUUUGAACUGAAAUCCGCCUAAAUUGUAGAUGGCCUUGAUUGAAACUUGUUUUUUUUCUAAUUUCGAAUAAUAUUUUUUCGUAUUUUAGGUAUUACCUCGCUUCUUUCGACAACUGUGUUCCUAAUGCUGGUAGCUGAGGGAAUGCCGCCAACUUCGGAUGCGCUUCCUCUGCUUGGGGUCUAUUAUGGAGCCACGAUCUUCAUUGUGUCGUUAGCUACCGCAAUGACUGUUCUGACGGUGAGUAAAAAAUUGACAAAUUUGAAUAUUCAAAUUUAAAAAUUUUUGAAUAUUUAGAUUUUUUAAUUUUAAAAUUUAAUAUUCAUUCCUAUUUUCUGUCAACGUAUUUUACCAAUUUUUUGUUAUAUAUUUUUUCAGAAGUUUGAAUAUUGAAAUUUCAAAAAUUUGCAUAUUCAAAUUUAUUCAAGUUUCGGAAAAUUACACCCUCAAAAAUUUGCAUACUCAAAUUUAUUCAAAUUUCGGAAAACUACACCCUCAAAAAUUUGCAUAUUCAAAUUUAUUCAAAUUUCGGAAAAUUACACCCUCAAAAAUUUGCAUAUUCAAAUUUAUUCAAAUUCCAGCUGAACGUUCACCAUCAAGGAACUACGGGUUGUGCGGUGCCAGCCGUCGUUCAACGGGUUGUAAUGGGAUACUUGGCCAAAAUGUUGCUGAUGAACCCCGGCUACUAUCACAGUAUCAAUGAGCAUGUCGACUAUUUCUAUUCAAAGGAGCAUGGGAAAGAUCGAGAGGAAAGGCUAUGCUCGUCAUGGCUAAUGAAGGGCUUCCAUGUCAAAAAAUCGGUCAGCCCGAGAGCAUCGGCGCCAGUGAUCACGCAACCUCCAAGGCAUAAGAAGGAGAACAAUGUAAGUCGAUAGGGAAUUUGGCUUAUGCGACGCUUAGAUUUUGAUGAAAAUUGACGCAAGUUUAGAAUAAGUCUCCCAGUUUGUCAUGCAAAACAAGCGUGUUAACCAAUAGAUAUGGGCGUGAAAAUCAAAGGCCUAGUGCUGAAAAACACGGAGAAUUUAACGGUAGAAAAAUUGGUUGGCUAAACCUAAACGUUUUCGUGGCAGGACCCACGAAAAAAGUCUCUAUUUUCUGUGCCACCUUGUACACUCCUAGCCUGCGCUUUGCAGAAACGACUCAGAUUUUUAGGACGAAAGUUGGCAAAAAUGCGACACUUUUUUGCGAAUUCUUGGCAUGAAAAGUUUCAUACGUAUUUCUAAUGUAGAGAGUAAUGUUUCCACAAAAAAUCAAUUUUUUCCGCACGAAACCAGCAAAGAUACGGCCAAAAAGGACUUUUCUCUGACCGCUCUCCGCGUUUCGCGUGCUCUCUCGGCCGCAAAGAUCGUUCAAUAUCUUGGCCGCCCCUGUAAAGCGGGAGCUGAAACUUUCAGCAAUUGAUACGUGGCCUAUGCCCGACAUGUCGGUAAUAUUUAAAGAAAAUCUGAGCGUCGCACUUGAGCUAUAUCCUUUUUUUAAAAUUUACAUUUUUUUGUAAUACACUACAAAAAAAACCCUUUCAGAUGGUGAAAAAACGCGUUUCCUGGUCCAACGACGCUCUACAACACGCCACAACUAACGGCGAUGUAAAUCAUGUGGAUGAGACCCUCUCCUAUAACGAAUCCGUUGAGCUCAACGGAAUCACAACUAAUGGAUCCGUCAAAACCGGAGCCGAUGAUACGAUACCAUUGGUUGAGAGGAUGCAAACAACCACUCUGACCACGACGACAACGAGUCUGGCGACACGCUACGUUUCGUUGAAACGCACGCGCAGCUUGGCCGAGCCGCACGGCCACACAGCUUCGACGGAGGACAUGUUCGAGGACGAAUUUCUACGGGUUUUGGCACGGGUUCAUGGGACGAUUGAACGGUAAGAAUUUUUGUAGAGUUAACAGAGGAGUGGGGCCAAUGCGAUGACUGAAAGUUUGUUGAAAAUUAUACAGUGGGGGACAUGAUCCAGUGGCAAAAAACGUACCAUUUUGUAUCCGGGAAGCAUCAAAAAGGUGGCAAAAUGCUUCCCUCUCCAAGUAAAAAAACCUCAUUUUGAAGUUUCCCUCACAAAAAGAGCGGGCGCGCUUUUGAAAUCGGAGUGUUUUCACUUGGAGAGGGAAGCAUUUUGCCACAUUUUUGAUACUUCCCGGAUGAAAAAUGGUACGUUUUCUGCCACUGGAUCAGGUCCCCCACUGUAGGGCGCAGCUCGAAGAACUUGCACGGGCGCAGCUCGCGUCUUGCGGGCAGCUCGAAAACAAACUAAAAGUUAGCUCCGGCGAGCUGCGAAAGCUUGUUUUCCGAGCUGCUUCCGCGAUGCGAGCUGCGCCCGCGCCGAUUUUCCGAGCUGCGCCCUACCAUUUUCAGCUAACUUUCAGAUAGCGCAUUGGCCCCUGGUCUUAAAAACAGCCAAAAUUGAUAUAAAAAAAAUUUCACAUCAGUCUGUCGGGAAAAUAAUGAGCGCAACGUCGCAAUCGCAUCGCUGAAGCGAAAAGCAGUUUGAUUUGGCCCCGAUACAAUUCAUUUUCUCGGCGGCGAUGCGAUUUUCCCUGCGACAGGCAGCUCAGUAUUUUCCCGACACGCUGAUAAAAGCGCUCCAUUCUACAGAGCGUUAGGUAUUUGCCCAAAAAUUUGCCGAACUUUGGCCAUUAUCGGAACUCCUAUUUUUUGGUUAAACCUCCGCCGUUUCAGGAACGAAAUGCGCCAGGCGGAGAAGGACCGCCGCAACGCCACGAAAAAGGAAUGGCAACAAGUGGCGUUGGUGCUGGACCGCUUCCUGUUCAUCUUCUUCGCCGCCGGCACCGCUCUCACCUCGCUCACAAUCAUAUAUCAACGACAAAUUCGGGGGUUUUUCGGCUUUGACGAUGACUAA
Messenger RNA from Bursaphelenchus xylophilus (pine wood nematode), 6817 nucleotides. The record is from the annotation of a GenBank genome assembly. NCBI's taxonomy places the organism in Eukaryota, Metazoa, Nematoda, Chromadorea, Rhabditida, Aphelenchoididae.